Thrips palmi is the source of this 4289-nucleotide messenger RNA. RefSeq names its product rho-related BTB domain-containing protein 1 (gene RhoBTB). The transcript is spliced from 15 exons. NCBI's taxonomy places the organism in Eukaryota, Metazoa, Arthropoda, Insecta, Thysanoptera, Thripidae. The record is from RefSeq and is a predicted model, not a curated record. Bases 338 to 2584 code for a protein of 748 amino acids. Gene Ontology annotation, biological process: small GTPase-mediated signal transduction. Gene Ontology annotation, molecular function: GTP binding; protein binding; GTPase activity.
GGGGGCACCGGUGCGGCGCCCCCUCUGCUUGUUUACGCCGUGCCCGCCAUGCCGCGAAUGGACUGGAGGGGGCCGGGUAGGGGUUGGUGAGUUGAUUGACUCGUCGACAUAAACACACUGGAGGGAUCAAAGUAAUUUUUAGGGGGAAAGGAACCAGUCUCUUCCACUUAGUAAUUGGUCAUUCCAUUGGGGAAUGAGAUGAUUAUGGAUAAGCUCUUCUACUACUAUCAGUCAUUCAAUAUUAAUCACGGAACUAGUAAAUGGGAUCAGUGUCCAUUUGGUGUAGUUUGGACGGCCUUGCCACAAGUUUCCAGAUUUGGGGAGGUAAUGGGUAAUAAUGGAUAAUGAACAACCUCACCAGGAGCUGGUGAAGUGCGUGGUGGUUGGCGAUACUGCUGUGGGUAAAACAAGACUCAUUUGUGCCCGAGCUUGCAAUAAGCAAGUGUCACUCUCCCAACUUCUCACCACGCAUGUUCCAACUGUUUGGGCUAUUGACCAAUACCGCAUUUACAAAGAUGUCCUUGAGAGGUCAUGGGAGGUGGUUGAUGGUGUCAAUGUAUCCCUCCGCCUUUGGGACACCUUUGGGGAUCAUGAAAAAGAUAGAAGAUUUGCUUAUGGCAGGUCAGACGUGGUUCUGCUUUGCUUUUCUGUGACAUCACCCGUGUCACUCAGAAAUUGUAAAGCUAUGUGGUAUCCAGAAAUCAGGAGAUUCUGUCCCCAAACACCUGUCCUGUUAGUUGGCUGUAAGAAUGAUUUGCGAUACAUGUAUCAAGAUGAAGCAUACCUCAGUAUCUUUAGAGAAAAUGGUUCAUUUCUCAGGGCUACAAGAAAAAGCGAUUUAGUUAUGCCUGACCAAGCAAGAGCCAUAGCUCGUGAGCUUGGGGUACAUUAUUAUGAAACAAGUGUUUUAUCAUAUUAUGGAGUGAAUGAAGUGUUUGAGAAUGCCAUUCGGUCAGCUCUUAUGGCUAGAAGACAGCAGAGGUUCUGGAUGACAAACUUGAAAAAGGUGCAGAGGCCUCUUCUUCAGGCCCCUUUCAAACCUCCAAAACCACCUGUACCAGAGAUCCAUAUCUCACCCAGUAGCUAUGAUAACCAUAUGAGGGAAAUGUGGAUUCAGCAGGCACACACUGAUGUAAUAUUUGUUGCUGGGUCUGUUGGCUUCACUGCACACCGGUUCAUGUUGGCGUCGGCAUCACCUCUUUUGCAUCGAAUCCUAAUGACUGACUUUAGCAAUGAACUUAACACGCGAAGUUCAAGUGAAUCAUCAAUGGUCAGUACAUUUGGAGAAGCGACUCAAGGUGACUUUAAUGAUGAUACAGAACAUUUAAUAAGAGUAGAUACAGGAAAACCCUCAAGAGUAUGGGAGCAGCUAAAACGGCGAUCCAGCUGCCAGAUUCUUACAUGUGACAGCAAUAGAAGAUUAGAUGUGUCAAGAGAAAUGGACCAUCCAGCUUUUUUAUCCAUUAGAGUGCAACAGUGUGAAGGCCUAGACCAUCGAGGGAAUCCGAGUUCAUCACUUCAAACUGUCAUCACUCUAUCAAAGCUGAUCACUCCACAAGCUAUGAAUCAAGUUCUUCAGUUUAUGUACACAGGAACUAUCGACAGCCAGUAUUGUGAACUGCAGACUGCUCCUAUUGGACUGUUAUUGGAAAUUCGACAAGCUGCUGAGUUUUUGGAGUUAUCAGACCUUCACCUUUUUGUGUCAAAUGUCCAUUCAAGAGAAGAGUUCCUGAAUACUGAACUAAUUCUGCAUUAUCGGAAGGACCUCAAAAAACGUUUUCAAGAUCUGUGCUUGGGACAUGGCCUAUUCUCAGAUGUGAUAUUUCAACUAGAUGAUGGCCUGUAUCCUGUUCAUCGAGCUCUCUUAAUGUCAAGAUGUGACAUGUUUAAGGCCAUGUUUUCUGGUGAUUUUAGAGAAAGUAGUGCUAAAGUGAUCAUGUUUCCUGGAGUGGCCCAAGAUACCUUCAUACAACUCUUAGUUUAUCUUUACACUGAUGACAUCAGUGGCACGGUUUCUUACCUGAAGUGUUUAGAAUUAUUAGAAGUAGCCAACCGUUUGUGUCUCCAACGACUAAUAACACUUAUAGAACAGAAAGUGGUUGAACAGUUAUCUGUCAGGUGUGGGACGGAUGGUGAUGUAGUCGAGCACUGUCUAAGGCUACUGGAGCCUUGCAAGUUACACAAUGCUGAUCAGUUGGCUGAUUGGUGCAUGAACCAUCUGUGCACGAACUAUAACAAGUUGUGUAAGAGAUCUCCGAAAUUGCUUCGUCAACUUCAUCCAGAAAAUCAAGAAUACCUCAGUGAACACAGGUGGCCUCCAGUAUGGUAUCUUAAAGAUUAUGAUUACUAUGAAAAGUGUGCAUCUGAAAGGGAGAAAGAAGAGAGGCCUCUUUUAAAACGGAGCAGUGCUGGCUGCCUCUGCUUCUCCUCCAAAGCGAGACGCAGUAGUGCUCACAUGUCGAGCACAGUCGACAACUCUGCAGCCAUCGCCACUGAUGCCAUAGAUGUUGAUAUUGAAGUGAUGGCCGAGGAUGGCCCUGGCCCAGUCCCCGUCCCCGAGGCUUCUAAUGCUAUGGACAUGUGACGGCGGCCUCGGCGGCCGUGCCGCAGUGCUGCGCUCUUGGUCGGCAUUUCUGCCAGUGUGGGAAUCAUCACGCUGGCACUCUGUAUAGUUUACAUUUUUAUCUAACAGCAAAGUGGCAAUUUGUGAUUUCUUUUUUGAAGACUUCAUGAACUGACACUCAUUUGUAUAUAAAUAUAUUUUUUAACUGUGUGGAACACACAAACAACUGAAUUUGUGGUGAAAGUUUUGCGACUGUAUUUAGAUGGAUUUUCAGAAUUACAAUGAAAACGGAACUGAAUGUAAUUUUAAGAAGUAAUAUGAUGGUUUCUAUUAUUCCAAAUUGCUGGACAGAUUUGUAUGAUUAUUAUUAAAAAUAAAUGCACUUUAUCAUUAUAAUAAAUCAUGCUUUUAUGUCUUGCACUGCCAUCGAGAAGUAUUGCUGCAGGCUUGAUAAAUAAGUGAGCUGGUAAAUGAUUUUCCAUGUGGGCUCCUCGUAAGUAAUAAGUAUCACAUUCUAAGUUAUCUUUCUCUAACUAUCAGCUCCUCAACUUUUGCUGCUGAUUUCUUACUUGCAAAAUGAUCUCAUCAAGAACAUUGUCUGUUUGUCAAAUCGUUUGCAGUGCAUAAUGUCAAACUUUGUGCUCUCUUUUGAUUUUUGACUUGUGCGACCAUUGAAUGAAGGUGUCCAUGGUGUUACAAAUGAAAUAAUGUACUUCACUCUUGUUUGAUUCAUGCAGUCAUUUUUAAGAUCAACUAGGGUUUACAAUUCAUACUCUCCCUAAAUUUGUGGCUGUGCCAUUGAACAAGGAUUUUAAUUAGCUUUGUUUUGUUUUUCAUUGAAUUAAACAAACAUGAAACUUUUAUGAUGCAUUCAAUCAAAACAAACAGGAAUCAUGUGGAUGGUAUACUUGAUAUGGAUUACUCAAGCUCCAACAUCCAUAUCUACAUGCCAGUAAAUUUUGGUUUUAAGUGAAUGAGUCCUGUUGCCAGAAAUUCCUUCUGGAAUAAAUAUUUGUCCUCUUGCCUUAAGAACUGUGUUUUUCUAAGGGACUUUUGUAUUUUCCAAGCAAUAAUGGAUCUUUUGAAUCAAUUGCACCCAGGAUUUUUACUGUCCAUGACAAGAUCCAUAACGGAUGUAAUAUUUUUCCAGGGAUUUUGCAAGCCAUUAAGUCCUUCCAGGAACAGGUCUGAGCACAAGCUUAGAAACCUAAGUGACCUCAAAUACAUAUUUGUUUUGUGUUAGAUUCCCCCACUUUUUUCAUUUAAUAAUAUUGUGAGUCUGCUGUUUCAUAUUUAAUAUCGGUUACACGUUUGUUCAAUUUUGUAGUCACACCUAUUUUAUCUUAAAAGUUUACGUGGUGUGGUGACUAUAUAAUCUUCUUUUGAGUGAGAAGGAUUUAUUGUCUGUGAUUCUAUUUCAUGCCCUCUGGGCCAAUUUAGUGCAAACUUUUAAACAUCAAAUUAUGCAUUGUGUAUAUGUCUAUGGUAAUUACUUUCCCAGUAAUUUAAUUUAGGUUAGAACAUUGAUAGUACAAAUGAAUCACAACAAAAUGUUUUUAAUGUUUACAGUUUGUAUUUGCCAUGCGGAAUCUUAGAAAAAAUUAAUUGAAUAAAAUUUAGUAAGGGUUUAAAACUUUUUAGUCAUAUCAAUGUCUAAUAUAGUGGAUCCUGCUUACAUGUUCCAUAUUACUUAGGACAAAAUAACAGAUUUCACAAAGUUAUACUA